CUCCCUUCCCCCCCCCAUAACGCCGCUGAAACUUCCCUGGAUUCAUCGACGCAGCGGCGGCGGCGGCCAUGGCGUCCUUCUGGGGAGGAAGAGGAGCCGAGCCCGAGGACGACUUCGAUGAGUACGAUCCCACCCCCUACGGUGGCGGCUACGACAUCGCCCUCACUUACGGUCGCCCGCUUUCUCCCACCGACGAGAUCUGCCACCCCAUCUCCAACGCCGACGGUGGUGACGUCGACUACGACCGACCCCACUACUCCUCCGGAUCCACCACAUCCGCCUACGAGACCUAUGCCGACUUCGGCGAUCGCUAUGGCCCGCCCCGCCCAAAGCCCCAGCCCGCCUACGGCUUCCAGUCCCAGCAGGAGGAAGAGGGCGGCGGCGGAUACGGUAGCGGUCUCUGGCCCCAGCCACCGAGGCCCGAGUACGGGUACGGGGGCGGCGAGGGCGAGUACGGAUCCGGUCAGGGGUUUGGGUAUGGAGGGAGGCCGGAGGUGGAGCCCCAUUACGGGGGGCGGCCACAGGGGGAACACGGGUUCGGGUUCGGAUCCGGGUAUGGGGAGGAUCGGCCGAAGCCAUAUGGAGAGGAGGGAGGCCAGGGUUAUGGAUAUGGGAGCAACUAUGGGGUUGGAGGUCAGUAUCGGAGGAGCGAGGAGGAAGGGUAUGGCGGCUUGGGUGGGUACCGGAGGACUGAGGAGUACGGGUAUCGGGGAAAGCCGAGCUACGAGAGGCCGAGCUAUGGCGGGGAUGAGGAGGGGAGUGGGAGGUACCAGAAGCCGAGCUACUAUGGUGAAGAGCAAGGGGAAGGAUAUGGCCGCGCUAAAUAUGGCAAUGACUCUGAUGAUGAGGAAAAGAAGCACCGCCAUCACCACCACCACCAUCACCACCGUCGCAACUAUGAUGAUGACUGAACCAUUUGCAGUGUAAUUAUUUUGUACUGGAAUGGCUUGAUGCACUCAAAACAAGUAGCUAAAUAAAAAUGGUGGGUGUUCUUUGGUCUGCUUUGUUGGAACUUUUUCGUAGUUCUUGCAAUUUCCAUUAGACUUUCUCCCGAGAGCAAUGUGUGCUCUCAAUAAAAUGAUAUACAGUUAUCUUUGGACAAAUUUUGCUGUUAUAAUAUGGAAAAUAAUCCUAAAACAAUGCUAUGCUGAUGUCUGGAAGCACUUUGUGCUGUGGCAUGCAAUUAUUGUCA
Messenger RNA from Elaeis guineensis (African oil palm), 1192 nucleotides. NCBI's taxonomy places the organism in Eukaryota, Viridiplantae, Streptophyta, Magnoliopsida, Arecales, Arecaceae. The record is from RefSeq and is a predicted model, not a curated record.